AUGAAAGAAUUAGUGGGAAGAUCGCGAAAUGAAAGGAAGCUCGAUGGAAUUUACAAUAAACAAAGGGACGCACUCCUGCACCAGUACAAAAAUCAGAGAGAAAGAAACAAUGACAUAUAUGCCAAUUUGAACAAAAGGAAGGCCAAUGAGACUAUUCCCUUCCCAGAAAUAUACGAGAAAAAAAGAAAAACGGAUAAGCUCAAGGUGGUGGACACAUCCAAACAGAGCAACCAAAAAGGAGGAGGCAAUGUGAAGGGGGAAGAACAAACCAAGCAACGACUGGACGACGAAAAUGCAAAGAACAAACGAAGUAAUAACAACAUUACUCUAUAUAAAGGAAUCCAUAUGAUUAUAUAUAGGUAUAUUUUUUCAAAAAGCAAGUUCGUCAAAAGUGUAACCUUAUUCAUAAAUCUCUGCAUUAACUAUCUUAAUAAUCAAAAUAAAAAUGUUUUCUUUUUUGCCUUUGACAAAAUAGUAAGGAUAUUCCUUCGAAAUUAUAUCCACGAUGAUGAUGGACAAACAACAUCACACAGCAUCUACACCGUUUAUAGUGAGGACGAGCUGCAUAUAAAAUGCAUGGUCUCUCUAUUUGACAAGGUUAUUAAUAGAAUUAUAGACAAUCGAUUCCAAAUAAUUGCUAAUGCUUGCGCGUCGGAGGAAGCCGAAAAUCCUGUUGGGCACUCUGCCAACAGGGAUGAUGCGACGAACGAAUCGCCCCAUGGUGCGACGAAUGGGUCCUCCGAUGCUGACGCAGUUAGUCAAACCUCAAAGCACAAUGGCGAAGAGGAGAUGCCCAAGCCAGUGACCCCCCAAGCAACGGAACAGCCAAGUACAAUAGUUCUCACCAAACAAGAAAAAAAAUAUCUCAAGGCCCUUAAAAUUAGGGUAUACUACCUCAUCAUUCUGUACAAGCUUAAUGAUAAUUUUGUUUUCAAUAAAUUGAUUAGUAUAUAUAGACAGAUUUGGGAUGAGCUGCUGAAGGAGUAUGAGCAUUUUGAUGAGGCCGUAUGUCAGGAGAGGAGAAAUCCCGCGCCGGGGGGGGAGAACACCACAUCGUGUGAAGCGGAUGGCGCUACCACCUGCCAUGCCACCGAUAGCGCAGACGAACUUCUGGACGACGAAAACUUCCUUAACCUCCAAGACAAGUGGACCCUACCGAACGAUUAUGAACUGUUUAAGAUUAAACGAAGCGCAUUCGUUAAGUGUAUGUCCAAAGUCUUUAACUUUAUCCAUGUGAAAUGGGCCAGCACCUUGGUGGAGAGCCUGUUGCUAGAUGUGUAUUUUAAAAAGCACAUUUUUGAUACAUGUGAUGAAAUAGUUAUUGAGAAGCUUCAGACCGCAGCGAAAGUAAAUAUGAACAAAAGAAAAAAUCCUACUCAUUCACCCCAUGUUUUAUCCAUAGGAGAAUCCCUAAAUCCGGUGGUGGACGCUCGGGCCGAGAAAAUCGUGUCUCUCCAUGGCUCGCACGUUUGGUCCACGAAGCAGAUGGAGCGCUAG
Molecule: messenger RNA, 1497 nt
Organism: Plasmodium inui San Antonio 1
Lineage: Eukaryota; Apicomplexa; Aconoidasida; Haemosporida; Plasmodiidae
Exons: 1
Coding region: 1-1497 (498 amino acids)
Source: RefSeq, a predicted model, not a curated record